This is a messenger RNA of Manacus vitellinus (golden-collared manakin), 1086 nucleotides long. It is a transcript of the gene SIGLEC15, whose product is annotated as sialic acid binding Ig like lectin 15. Bases 1 to 924 code for a protein of 307 amino acids. The transcript has 5 exons. NCBI's taxonomy places the organism in Eukaryota, Metazoa, Chordata, Aves, Passeriformes, Pipridae. The record is from RefSeq and is a predicted model, not a curated record. Gene Ontology annotation, cellular component: plasma membrane. Gene Ontology annotation, biological process: regulation of osteoclast development; regulation of actin cytoskeleton organization; regulation of bone resorption.
AUGAGAGAGUUUGGCUUGGUUCUCCUGUGUCUCCUUCGCAUCUCCAGGAAGGGUGUGCAGUCCAACAGCUGGUCCGUUCACGUCCCAUCUGAUGUUACUGGUGAGCUUGGGAAGAUGGUGAUCCUGCCCUGUACCUUCACACACCCCUACAAAGCCUUUGACCGGACCCUCACUGCCAUUUGGAGGAUCAAGGAGCCUUACAACGGCACCAUAGUGUUCAAGUGUGUGAGCCAGAGCACCAGCGAGCUCUGUAAGACUGCCAUCAGCUACAAGAACAAGUACAAACUGCUGGGCAACCCCCGGCACAAGGACCUCUCCAUCAGGAUUGACAACCUGACCUGGAGCGACAGCGACAGAUACUUCUGCAGGGUGGAGCUGGCCGGAGACAUCCACGACAAGUAUGAAAGCAGGAGUGGGAUAAAGCUGCACUUGAUUGCUGCCCCCCGGAUCAUCAACAUCACGGUCAGCUCCAACCGGGAUCACACCUUCCAGGCCCGCUGCACCGCCGAGGGGGAGCCAGCACCUGCCCUGACCUGGACUGGCCCCCCCUACCCCAACCUCACCUCCACCACCAGCACGAGCCACCGCGUCACCAAGGAGCUGCGGUACCUGACCCACGACGGGAAAUACACCUGCACUGCUGUCAACAGCCACGGCAGGGCCGAGGGGGCCGUGUACUUCUACAAAUUCAAGGCGUCCGACAGCUCCUUCUUCAUGAUCCUGGUCCUGGUGCCGCUGGGAGCCAAGGUGCUCGUUUUGCUGGCCAUACUGAGCUUCACUGUGUUCUCCAGAGAAGGUCCCUCCUCUGCUCCAUCCAGCCUGGUCAGGCCACAGCUGCCAGACUGCACCUACGAGAACUUUGACCGCAGGUACGGAGGGAGCCAGACCCUGCCAGGAGGGAGAGCAGUGCCCAGGCACAGCUGAGGAGAUCCCACCCCCACCUGCUCCCUGCACAGGUGUCCUCUCUCCCAGGGAACACAAAACCCAUGGUGGCUGAUGAACAGAAGGCCAAACACCGGUGGGGAUGAUGGAACUGGGCGAUCUUUGAGGUCCCUUCCAACCCAAGCCAUUCUAUAUGCUGUGACU